This is a messenger RNA of Monopterus albus (swamp eel), 1119 nucleotides long. RefSeq names its product zinc finger RNA-binding protein-like. Lineage: Eukaryota; Metazoa; Chordata; Actinopteri; Synbranchiformes; Synbranchidae. The record is from RefSeq and is a predicted model, not a curated record. The transcript has 2 exons. Gene Ontology annotation, molecular function: single-stranded RNA binding; double-stranded RNA binding. Gene Ontology annotation, cellular component: precatalytic spliceosome. Bases 274 to 504 code for a protein of 76 amino acids.
AGACCACCCUGUUUCUCUGUAAUUCAUAGUCAAAUCUGUGUACCGUAAUUCAGCCUGUGAAUUCAUAAAUUAAGCUUGCUUUCAACAUGGUCCAGUGUUUACUGCAAAAUCUUGAGACUGUGAAUAUUCUACUUUCCAAAUCAUUUAUUGUCAUAGACUUCCACUGUAUUGAUGCCGAGGACUCUCUAAGCAUCAGCUAAUAUUGUUUUAUCUCCUUAAACAGGUGGGCCAGGAUUGGUAGAUCCUUGCGAAAAGAAGCCUGUGGACACACUAAUGCCUAUGGGGGAGCAACAGAGAGAGGAUAUUACCUCAAGUGCCCAAUUUGCUCUGAGGUUGCUGGCAUUUCGUCAGAUCCAUAAAGUUCUGGGUAUGGACCCUCUGCCGCAGAUGAAUGCUCGUUUCAACAUCCGCAACAGUCGCAAGCGUCGCCGUGACAACAGUGAUGGGACAGACAGCUUCGAGGGUGAAGGCAAGAAAGACAAGAAGGAUUAUGAUAGUUUCUAAACAUCACCAUUAUUAAUAAAAGGCGUUCUAAAUACUAAAAUGUACUAACAUGCUGUAUGCGCUUUCUCCUGUGUACUACUGGCUUCUUUUCUUUUUGUAACCACAUGUAUACAUGGGUAAUUGCAGUUAAUUUGUCUACUGUUUUAGUUGUAGAUUUCUUUGUAGAAAGUUGUUCAGACCUUUCUGUGUUAUAUAAAGCUGUUUUUACCUAGUGUGCUUCUUAAAUUGAAGUGUUGGUAAAAGUGGCUUCACAAGUUGCUGCUCUAGUUUCAGCCAUGUUCUGUCUGAAUUUAAGUUUUGGGGGUAGGUGAGAUUAUUGAAUCAAAAUGGAGCUAGUCUCAUCUGUACUGUGGAACAAGAGGAAAAGCAAUUAUAAAUGUCAAUGCCUUCAUCUGUAUAGCUGCAUUUCAGUGCUAAUCUUUUAUUUGUGAAGCAUUUAUUUGACCAACAGUUUUUUUUUUUUUUUUAUAUUAAGUACUAUGCUUAAUGCAGUUGAUGUUUGAUGCUGUGGUGUUAUGUGUCAGUGUUAACCUACACUUAAAGUAAGAGACCUGUGGGGCAUUGCACAAUGAUUCCGAAGAACUUUAACUGUUGAUAGAUCUUUGUUAGUAAUGA